Messenger RNA from Mugil cephalus (flathead mullet), 5568 nucleotides. RefSeq names its product adhesion G-protein coupled receptor D2. NCBI's taxonomy places the organism in Eukaryota, Metazoa, Chordata, Actinopteri, Mugiliformes, Mugilidae. Bases 488 to 3805 code for a protein of 1105 amino acids. Gene Ontology annotation, molecular function: G protein-coupled receptor activity. The record is from RefSeq and is a predicted model, not a curated record. Gene Ontology annotation, cellular component: membrane. The transcript has 25 exons. Gene Ontology annotation, biological process: adenylate cyclase-activating G protein-coupled receptor signaling pathway; cell surface receptor signaling pathway.
CCCUAAACAUGUGUCAUCCAUUUAAAAAAAUAAAUAAAUUAAAAAAAAAUCAGUUGUGACCUACAGGUGUGUAAUGCAGUCAAAAAUGAAAAUAUGAAACGUUACUGUGACAGAAUAACAGAAAUCCAAAGUUUGGCUUGACCUCCUGAAAUCCACUCGGUGGCCCGUGUUGGUCCCUGAACCUUACUUUUGCAACCAUCUGCUUUACUGGCUGCAAGUUACACCCACUCCUCCUCCUCCUCCUCCUCUGUGCAGACUCCUCUGCAUCCUCCCUUUAUGCUCUCGAGGGUCUGACAGUAACAGGGUUACUAUUGUACAUUAGUAAGAGUCUGACAGAGUAGCUCCGAGAAGAAAACAAACUUAACUGAUUCUUACACUUGGCACAUUUUGAAACCCUUCGCUCUAAGGAGUGGUUGAAUGCUGCGUUCACAGACACGACGCGGUUGGAAUGAGAGGACGCGCAAAAAAGGACCAGUAACUAUUCAGGAUGCACUGGUCGUUGUUCCCCCUACUUGGCCUGCUUGUUUGUUUCCAGAGCUGUAUAGCAGCCUUUACACUGAGAACCAGAACUCAGACAUAUGAUGAGCCCUACUAUAAGUAUGUGCCCGGUCCCCUGCAGUGGAAUAGUGCCGACGAAUGGUGCAACCAAUACUCUGGGUCCUUAGCUGUUGUCUCCAACCCAACAGAGAACCAAAAGCUAACCAGCUUUUUGACAUCCUUGAACGUCUCUCAGCCUGUGUGGAUUGCCAAGAAAGUUGUAACACACACGACAAGUUCCUCCGACAUCCUCGUCCUGGAUUUCAGCGGGCGUUCGAACAGAAAGCAUGCCCGUCUGCUCCACAAGUUUCCAUCAAUGGACUCUGUGACUGUUUGUGCCCUCCUCCGUUUUGAUCUGAACUUCUCUGGAAUUUCCACAAUCUUCUCUUAUUCCAUCAAGUCGUAUAUAAAUGAGUUCCAGCUCCGUGCAAACCAGUUGCAGGGCAAACACGUGCGGCUGGCUCUGUUGGUCCAUGGAAGUCAUGGACCUUACCAUGAGGCAUUCAGCCAUGAUGACUCCUGGCAUUCUGUGUGCGUUUCCUGGAGCCACAACGGUGGCCACUGGGAAAUAUUUUCUCAUGGUCGUAUGGUCUCAAGUGGUGAUGGCCUGAACAGCACUGACAGCAUUGGCCCGGAGGGCCUUUUUAUUAUUGGCCAAGAGCAGGACACCUUUGGCGGCUCAUUUAAGACUGAUGAGUCCUUCUCGGGGAGCAUCACAGAACUACACAUUUGGGAUCGGGUACUGAACAGCAGCGAAAUAUUAACCAUGGAAAAAGAUUGCUCACCCGUUUCCUCUGGGCUGGUGUUCAAGUGGAGUAGACCAGGCAUGGAAAUUGAGACCUCCCUUUCGCAGGACUGGAGAGACAGCCCGUGUCUAGAUUUGGUGUUGCAUUCCAUCGUGGUUGGGAAUUCUUCGGAGAAUGAACCGUAUUCCGUCAAGAUUUUCCACAGCCCUGUUUCUGAAGUGGAGCAAUGUGACACUGUCGAUCCUGUCACGGGGAAUUGUAGCCUAGUCGAGUGCAGCUCGCUCAGAGGGGCUGUCUGUCAAUUCACAAAAGACGUGCUGACUGGUUUCAAUUUACCAGAGUCUCUGUUCUUCAACAGACUAAACAAGGAUCAUCUGUUUAAACCUGUGAUGGAGAAGCUGAGUGCCAACUCCUGGGACAGAAACCUGAUUCUGCUGCAGCAGGUCAUCCAGGAGGUCUUGCAUUCGAUCGAGGCCGGUGGCUUUCACCUCCUGAGCUCCAGCGAUGUCCUCUACCUCUCCCAGAUGACCGACACUAUCGCGCAAGCCAGCGCUCCGGCCGCAGGAGCUAAUGCAACAGAGUUGAUCGUGUCCAUUGCUACUGACUACUUAAACGUUGCGAGUCUGAUUCUGGAGCCGCACACGGCUACGCAGUGGAUGAGUCUGACGGCGGAUGAGGUCAGCGUUGGACCAUUUACUAUUGUGAAGAGCAUCGAUAAUCUCUCUGUAGCGCUUGCAGACAUGCUGUCUGCCGAAGAGAGGGGCUUCUCUCUUUCUACCAAGAACAUAGAUGUGCACAUGAAGUGGCAGAAACUGUCUCGAGAGGGCUGUAAUCAAGUCUUCAAGCCAUCUGCAGUCAGCCCUCACAAGCCCAGCAGCAGUACUCUUGAUGAGUUGCUUAUCCCUGACACUGAGCUCCAGAGGAUACACUCUCUUGGAUACGAAGAAGUGAUGUUUAUUCACACACACUACAGCCAUCUCAGUGAGAUAGUGUCUGGAGCGAAGGAACCUGCGCCGAGUCAACAAGAGGAAGUGAAAAGGACCCACCCAGGUCAGCUGGCUUCUGCCGUCAUAUCAGCCACCGUGCGUGACACCAUCAAGCGCCAAACCAUCCCAGUGGCCGUCCAGUACACCCUGUCCUCCUCAAACGUGCUGGAGUAUUUACAAGGAGUUUUUCCUGUUUGUGCCUUUUGGAAUUUCAGCCUGAGGGAAACCAGCGGCUGGUCCAGUGAUGGCUGCACAGUGAUGUUCAAGGGCUCUAGUGUGACGUCCUGUUUCUGUAACCACACCACCAACUUUGCAGUGCUGAUGAAUUACCUGGAGUCUAAGUGGAGUCCUGAGCAGGAGCGCAUUUUGACCAGGCUGACAUUCAUUGGCUCCGGCACAUCUCUGUGCGCGCUGCUGGUGACCUUGAUGCUGUUUACAGUGCUGGACAUCCCCAAAUCGGACAGGACAUCCAUCCAUAAGAACCUGCUCAUUGCUCUGAUCUGCGCCCAGGUGAUGCUGCUCUGCAGCGGCUCAGCCAUUCACAAUAAGGUGGCGUGUACGCUUGUGGCGGCGCUGCUUCAUCUGUUCUUCAUGGCAGCGUUUACCUGGAUGCUGGUGGAGGGUCUGCUGCUCUGGAGCAAAGUGGUCGCAGUCAAUCUAAGUGAAGACCAACACAUGAAGUGUUACUAUCUCAUCGGCUGGGGUCUGCCAGUGCUGAUCGUCACCAUCACACUAGCGUCGGCCUCAGGCAAAUACGCAGCCGACGGCUACUGUUGGCUCAGCGUCCAGAAUGGUGUUAUCUGGGGCUUUGUUGGGCCGGUCAUCUUCAUCAUCAUGGUGAAUAUCAUGGUGCUGGCGAGGGUGGUUGUCAUCACCAUCUCCACGGCCAAGAGAAGGUCCAUCAUGUUGGCCAUGGGCGCCAGUCCCCUGGAGCAAGCCUACGAUCAAAUCAGGGCUGCAGUGAAAGCAGUGUUGGUGUUGCUGCCCAUCCUUGGACUGACGUGGCUGUGUGGCAUUUUGGUACCUUUCUCCAUUGUCAUGGCCUACAUCUUCAUCCUCCUCAACUCCUUUCAGGGCCUGUUCAUCUUUCUGAUAUAUGGGGUGUACAACACAGAGGUUCGGAGCACGGUCAACAGGAUCAAGGAGAGGAGAAAAGCGCUCAAUUUUUCAAACUGUGCCAGUUCCCGACCAUGCAGCUCACUUACAAACUCUCGUCCUGUCAGUUUGCCGCCUGAAACGACCCCAAGCAAAGAGGAAGAGGCCUGCGCUUGUAGCAACACACAGGACCUGGGGAAACAGGAAGAGAGGACCACAGGUCAGCUGCCCGUUCCUUGUGUUCCAAAGAGACCAGAAAAUCCCAUGAGCCAAACCUCCAAAGGGACUCAUCUGGACAGAGAGGAGCCUCCUCCUUCAGAAGCGGAAGCCUUGCCGCCUGGAUGCAGUCUUCACGUUCCCAUGGAGCUCGAGUUUGCGGCUUCCUGUUUCCCUCGCAGCCCUGCGCCUCAGAAAAGCUAUGGACUCGUCUGUGUAGACUAAUCUCACAGGUGUGAUGCCAAAUACAGUUUUGCAUUGUAAAUUUUUUUUUUUUUUUUUAUCAGACUCUGUGCUGUGUUUUUGCCUCUUAAUCCUCCAAUUCGACCAGCACCAUGUCACUCAUGGUGAUAAUAGAGGCACAGGAACAUAAGGUACACUUAUUUUGGGGUAAUAAUGUAAGCUCACUGCCUCAAAUUACUUUCAUCUGUUUACCUUAACCUAAAGUCACAGUUUUUUCAUUUGUAUUUCUUAGGUUUUCUUGAUGUACAGUUUUUUGUGUUUUUUUUUUUUUUUUUUUAAGGCAUUACAUUGUCCAGUAAAAGGCAUGGAGUCGUGCACAACUGUGAUUUUCCUGGUUUGAUUGAAACGGGGACAUUUAUGUUAUGUGAUCAAGUUUGUCUUUCUCUCUCUCUCUCUCUCUCUCCACGCAUGUUUUCUGAGUUUCACUCGCGAAAUAUAGGCACAAAAAAUGCCCCAGAAAACAAAAGCAUGACGUAUCAUUCUUUUUUUUUAUCUGCAUAUGAGUACAUUGGAGCGUUCUGCUGAAAACUACAAUGUUUCUGGAUUUUAAUUUAUCUCUUAUUCCCACAAGUUGUGGUAUAGUGUGAUAUGCAAAGAAUGACUACAAAAAAAAAAAAGCAACAAGUGAACUGGGAGUGUGUUAGUGUGUGGACGAAGCCAGAGUCUGGUGUUAUAAGCAUAAUAAUUAUUUAUUGAAAUAUGAGGAAAAAAUUCAAUGAGCCUCAUAGCAAGACUCUCCCCAGGACCAGGUAGUGAUGGGAGCAUUCAUAAUGUCAGCAGGAGUGGCAAACGUCAUAGACAAGCAGGAGGGAGAUGGUAUUUUGAUGUUUCGCAUAUCCAUGUGUUGACAGCGUACAAGAGCACAUAAUGCACAAAGGAAGCCAUUGUUUAAGUCCUUCACAGAGCAUUUACCCCACGUAAUAGUCCGACAGUGACUACGUAGCCUAAAAUUUAAGGUUCUGGAUUCCAAAAUCCCUCAAUCUCCAAUUAUUUAUUAAUUAAUCCGGGUGGAACGGGACUGCAGAAAAGACUCUCCACUAAAAAAAAAAAGAAAAGUAGGACUUCUGCAAUGGCCACAUUGGUGACUGUACUGCCUGUACUUUGAAGUGGAGUUCACCUGCACAUCGGAGGAAGUCCAAGGCAGCUGCAGAACCCUAAACACAGAAUUUGAGAAAGUGGAUGAUAGAUAAGAUUGUCUGAUUAUCUGGAGGCCGCGGUUAAUGAGGGUAACAGGUGGUGACGCUCAGAAACAGCUUCUUAAUACGGUGAAUUAGUGGUGACUUUAAGAGAAUUUUCUAUACAUUAAACAUGCCAUUGAAAGACUUUUUCCAUGACUUAUUUAACAAAACCUGGACAAGAUUUUCUUUUUUAAAAAAACAAAACAAAAACACCAUACGCUGUUGUGGGAGGCAAGUGUUGGGACAUUUUGAUUAAAAAAACAAAAACAAAAAAAACAGUAACAACUACUCUACACAUGGAGAAACUCAGCGUGAGGAUAAUUUGGGCUGCCAUAUGUUAAGAAGAAAAAGCCAGUUUUGUUAAUUUUGGACACAAUACUAGAAGUCACAGCUCACAGGGGAAAGAUGCAGUCUUUGGUAUAAGAGCAAACCGGACAGAACAAUGACGCAGGUUGAAAUUUCGGUAAGAAAACUGAUGUGGCACAGACCAUCCUUCACACCUACCCACUUAAAUACAAUACUCUUUUCAAUGUACAGACUUGCAUGAACACUUAAAAUACUUUUUUU